Messenger RNA from Vitis riparia (riverbank grape), 819 nucleotides. Its product is annotated as heavy metal-associated isoprenylated plant protein 3-like. The record is from RefSeq and is a predicted model, not a curated record. NCBI's taxonomy places the organism in Eukaryota, Viridiplantae, Streptophyta, Magnoliopsida, Vitales, Vitaceae. The transcript is spliced from 3 exons. The coding region runs from base 78 to 455 and encodes 125 amino acids.
AACCAUCUUAGGAAUAAAGGUCUAUAAAUUCAGAUCACUAGCCCUGAGCUUGCAGGACACGAUUUCAAUUUGGGGAGAUGAAGCAAAAGGUGGUACUCGGUGUCUCCCUUAGUUACAAGAAGUCGUGGCCUUGCUUUCUUUACGGCGAGCUCACUUGCCCUUCCAAAGCUAUGAAGAUUGUAUCCGGUUUCCAUGGUGUUGAAUCUGUAACAUGGAAAGAUGACAAGAGUAAACUUGAGGUUACUGGUGAGAUUGAUCCGGUUUGCCUGACAAGGAAGCUGAGGAAGAAAAUUGGACCUAUAACAAUAAUAAGCGUGGAAGAAAAGAAAGAAGAAAAGAAAGAAGAAAAGAAGGAAGAAAAGAAGGAAGAAAAGAAGAUUGAAUACAUUGGCACUCAAUGGGUUCCAUGGCCGGUCUAUGACAAUUACAACCCUGACCCCUGCACCAUCUUAUAAAAAUCCCAUUGAAAUGAACUAGUCUACAUAGCUGGAGCAAAGGAAUGCUUGAGAAUGGAGAUUUUCUCUACCAAAGAGAAAACCAAAGCAUGUAAGACACCGUUGCUUAGUCCUGUGCUGUAUUGGCUGGUGCAUUUACUUAAUAAGGAUGUAGUAAACAAAAAUUUUGAACUACAAAUGAUAUUAUUAAAUCCUAAGAAGUGUAAGCUUUUAAGAAAAUUUGUUGUUUAAUACCGUAGCAGAACUUGGUUUGACGUGAUGCGUAACCAAAUAUCAUACAUGGUCUAUAAGUUUAACAAUUGACAUGUUUAUUUCCUCAUUUGAUAUUUCUCUUAUAUGUAAGGAAGAGUGUUAAGGAGUAUGA